AUGAGAAUUGCUGUGGAAGGUUGUGCACAUGGUGAAUUAGAUAUUAUUUACGAAACUAUUCAAGAAAUGGAAAAAGCUAACGGAAAAAAAAUAGAUUUACUUAUUUGUUGUGGAGAUUUUCAGUCAACAAGAAAUUUAAGUGAUUUAAACUGCAUGGCUGUACCUGAUAAAUAUAAGGAUAUGUGUACAUUUUAUAAGUAUUAUUCUGGAGAAAAAAUUGCUCCUGUGUUAACAAUAUUUAUUGGGGGAAAUCAUGAAGCUUCUAAUUAUCUUCAAGAGCUACCAUAUGGUGGAUGGGUAGCUCCUAAUAUUUAUUAUUUAGGAUAUGCUAAUGUAAUAACAGUAGGUGGUAUCAGAAUUGCAGGAUUAUCAGGCAUUUAUAAAAGUCAGCAUUGUAUGCAGGGACACUAUGAAAAACCACCAUAUACCGAAAAUACAAUUAGAAGUGUGUACCAUAUUAGAAAUUUAGAAAUAUUUAGAUUAAAGCAGCUUACUGGUAAUAUUGAUAUUUUCUUAUCACAUGAUUGGCCAUCAGGCAUAACUAAAUAUGGAGACGAAAAUGUUUUAUUGAAAGGAAAACCUUUUUUCAAAAAUGAUAUUGAAAAUAAUAUGCUUGGUAGUCCACCAAGCAUGGAACUUUUGGAACAUCAUUAUCCAAGCUAUUGGUUUUCUGCACAUUUACAUUGUAAAUUUGCAGCUCUUGUUCCUGAAAAGGGAGGGACAAGAGUAACUAAAUUUUUAGCCCUAGAUAAAUGUCUUCCAAAAAGAAAAUUUCUACAAGUACUUGAAUUAAAACACAAUUCAGAUUUACCAUUGAAAUUACAUUAUGACUUAGAAUGGUUAACAAUAUUAUAUUUAACAAAUCAUUUAUUAAGUGUCAAAGGUGGAAUUCAUUAUAUGCCUGGACAAUAUGGUAAUACUAGAUGGAUAUUUACACCAACUGUAGAAGAAAAAGCAAUAAUUUUUAAAAAAUUUAAUUGUGAUUUGCAAAUUCCACUAAAUUUUACACAAACUGUAAAACCAUAUAAUCCAGGAGCUACAGAUAUUUCAGUAGAACCACCACAAUUGUUAAUAAAUGAUCAAACAACACAAUUUUGUAAUACUUUAGGUAUUGAUGAUCCAUCUAUUUUAUUGUUAUUGAUAAGUAAUACCAAAGAAUUGAAAUCAAGUGAAUCAUUGAUGGAAACAUGUGAACAAAUAUCAAGCUCUCACGAAAUUUCUGUUUCAUUUGAUGAAAGUAAUGUUUUGAAUUCUACAUUUAAUGGAAGCUUAAAUAGUGAUUCUUUUAAUCAAACAUCACCAUUGAAUUUAUCUCCAGAAAGUAAUAAUGAAGAACAAGAAUCAGAUAUAAGUAGCAGUAAAGAUGUUGUAAUAAUCAUUUCAUACAAAUUGAACCAAAUUGUAAAAAAUUUAAACGAAGAAAUUAUUCUAUAUAUUCAAAUACACUUUAACUGUUGCAAAAUACCAUUUAUAUAUAUUUGCAUACAUCUAUAUGUCAUAGGUGUAAUGGACAAAUUAACAAUUAUUUCGGGAACAUUGUUUCUUGCUGCCGAUGUAUUUGCAAUUGUCAGUCUUGCAAUGCCUGAUUGGAUUAUUACUGAUGUUGGUGGGGAUACAAGGCUAGGAUUAAUGUGGUCAUGUAUGACAUUGUACAAUAGACCUCAAAUAUGUUACAGUCCAGAUUUACAACUAGAAUGGUUUAUGGCUCUUGUUUGUAUUUUUGUUGGUUGCAUUUUAAUAACAGCCACUAUAAUAUUAUUAGCUAGUUCUCAUUGGGAUCGUAAUGUUAUUCCAUAUGCAAGAUGGGUGGGGUUUAUAGCUAUGGUAUUGUUUUGCUUAGCAGCUGUUAUAUUUCCAAUGGGUUUCCACAUUGAUGAAAUUGGUGGACAACCAUAUCAAUUACCAAAUUCACAUCAAGUUGGUAUUUCUUAUAUACUUUUUGUUUUAGCGUUGUGGAUUACAGUAAUUUCAGAAUUAUUUGCUGGUAAAGUUUGUCUUCCGCAUUUCUAGUAUUUACUUUUUACCUGUAUUCCUGGUAUUUGUUCACUAGCAGUAAUAGUGUUCUA
This is a messenger RNA of Eufriesea mexicana, 2066 nucleotides long. RefSeq names its product lariat debranching enzyme. Bases 1 to 2010 code for a protein of 669 amino acids. The transcript has 9 exons. NCBI's taxonomy places the organism in Eukaryota, Metazoa, Arthropoda, Insecta, Hymenoptera, Apidae. Gene Ontology annotation, cellular component: nucleus. The record is from RefSeq and is a predicted model, not a curated record. Gene Ontology annotation, biological process: mRNA splicing, via spliceosome. Gene Ontology annotation, molecular function: RNA lariat debranching enzyme activity.